AGCCACAAGACAUUCCGAACCAAGCAGAAGCUGGCCAAGGCCCAGAAGCAGAACCGCCCGGUUCCGCAAUGGAUUCGCCUUCGCACUGGCAACACCAUCCGCUACAACGCCAAGAGAAGGCACUGGAGGAAGACCCGUCUUGGCAUCUAA
This is a messenger RNA of Trichoderma citrinoviride, 150 nucleotides long. Its product is annotated as ribosomal protein L39e. The record is from RefSeq and is a predicted model, not a curated record. Gene Ontology annotation, biological process: translation. The annotation marks the transcript as partial. Gene Ontology annotation, cellular component: cytosolic large ribosomal subunit; ribosome. NCBI's taxonomy places the organism in Eukaryota, Fungi, Ascomycota, Sordariomycetes, Hypocreales, Hypocreaceae. The transcript has 2 exons. Gene Ontology annotation, molecular function: structural constituent of ribosome.